This is a messenger RNA of Trichoderma gamsii, 2757 nucleotides long. RefSeq lists its product as hypothetical. Lineage: Eukaryota; Fungi; Ascomycota; Sordariomycetes; Hypocreales; Hypocreaceae. The transcript has a single exon. Gene Ontology annotation, molecular function: protein binding. The coding region runs from base 1 to 2757 and encodes 918 amino acids. The record is from RefSeq and is a predicted model, not a curated record.
AUGGAAGGAGAUCGCAUAAUCUCUGAAAACACGAUUGGAAAUGGCAACGUGUUCUUCCAGGGUAAUGUCAGCGUCAAUAAUCACGCGCAAGACUCGCAGAAGCAAGGAGAGCACGACGUUCUUAAACGUCUCUAUACAUCGCCAUAUCAGGAUCGAAAAGAUCGAAACCCUCCACGAGUACCGGGUACAUGCGACUGGUUUGUGUCCCACGAGCACUUUCGGACUUGGAACGAGAGCAACUCAUCAGCCCUGCUCUGGGUGUCGGCAGAUCCAGGGUGCGGAAAAUCAGUGUUGGUAAAGCAUUUGGUUGACUCUGUUAUGCAAACUACAGAGUCUAGAGCAGUGUGCUACUUUUUCUUCAAAGAUGACUUUCCAGACCAGAAAAAUAUUACCAGCGCUCUUAGCUGCAUACUUCGCCAGAUAUUCAUUCAAAGGCCCUCAUUAUUGUCCGAUGAGAUGCUGAGAAAGUUUAAUUCGGGAGGGGAAACAUUCACUACUUCAUUCAGCGACCUUUGGAAAACCUUGAUGAAAGUGGCAGAGAAUGAGGACGCAGGCGAAAUCGUCUGCAUUCUCGAUGCAAUCGAUGAAUGCGAGGAUCAGAGUGGACAGGGAAGAUCUGAGCUUCUCAAGGCAUUGUGCACGCUAUACGGAACCGAUACUAGAAGGAAUUCGAAUCUGAAAUUCCUUCUCACCAGUCGGCCAUAUGCUGAAAUUUCUCGCGGUCUUCAGCCGGUACAAGUUCCAGAGCUACCAGUAAUUCGUUUAAGUGGAGAAAGCGAGGACGAAAUAAAGAAAAUUUCCCUGGAAAUCAAUAUUUAUAUUGACGCCAGAGUCCAUGAUAUAGCAAAUCGGCUACAGCUUACCGAAAACGAAUGUGAUCUCCUGCUGCGGAAAUUGAAAAGUGUUCCUAAUAGGACAUACUUAUGGGUAUAUCUUGUCCUCGAUUACAUCGAAAACAGUAUCAAUGUUAGCAACACGAUGAUAAUUGAGGCCACUUUACACAUGCCUACAACAGUUGACGAAGCCUACGAGAGAAUACUCUCCAAGAGCACUAAUGCCAAACAAGCCAGGAUAAUUCUGCACAUCAUUGUCGCAGCAGCACGGCCCUUAACCCUCGGAGAGAUGAAUUUUGCAAUGGCCUCGAAUAACGGUGACCAGCAAUCCUAUGACGAUCUUGGUCUGGCACCUGAAUAUCGUUUUCGCGAAACUCUACGAAAUAUUUGUGGCCUUUGUGUCGUGGUUGUUGACUCAAGGGUCUAUCUGCUACACCAGACAGUAAAAGAGUUUCUUGUUAGAGCAGAUGAUAUGCAAACCAUCGGAAGGGACCGUGGAGAUGUCGAAUGGAAAUUUUCUCUAUACCUACUGGAAUCUCACCGCAUUCUCGCCGAAAUCUGCAUCUGGCACCUCCUUGCGGGAUUAACGAUUAUACCUGACUCGGCAACCGAACAAAAUUGGCGUGGAAUCUUUCUCGAUUACUCUGCAAAACAUUGGGCGUCGCAUUUCCAUCAGAUGCUCAGUGAAACACAGUCCAUUAUGACUGAAUCAAUACUGAUGAUUUGUGACGUUGCAUCAAGCUGUUGCCAGACAUGGUUCAGCUGCUAUUGGACCACGACAAAUACACAGUUUCCCGAAGACUUUACUACCCUUAUGUUGGCGUCCUAUUUCGGACUGAGUAUAGCAGUUAGCAACUUGCUUACAACAUCUGAUAUCAAAUUGAAUGUUCGAGAUAGCACAUACCAGCGGACCGCUUUGUCCUGGGCUGUCAGAAAUGGCUUUUACAAGGUUUCUGAGCUUCUGCUUAACGGCAUUCGGGAAAAGCUAGGCACUCUUAAGUUACCGUUUAGGAAGAGAGCGAAAGUCGACCUGCAGGACAAAUAUGGCCGAACCGCAUUGACGUAUGCUAUUUGGAAUGGAGAUGUCGCUCUUGUCCAGCUGUUGAUUAAGGCAGGGGCGCGGGCACACCUGACAGAUGAACUCGAUGGAACACCAUUAUCAUAUGCUUUUUGCAACGGAAACGCUGAAAUAAUUGAUCUCCUUGCCAAAAGGAAGCGUGUAGUCGAUAUUGAGAAUGAUAUCAACCGAUUAUUGCUUUCUGCGGCAGAAAAGGGGCAUGAAGAAGUAAUGUCUCUAUUGCUCAAGACAAAUAGAGCCAACAUUGAGGUGCAGAAUCAGUAUGGCAGCACACCUCUAUUAAUCGCUGCUGAGAAAGGACACAACACUAUAGUGAAACUGCUGCUUAAGGCAGGAGUAGAUGUAAAUGCUCAUGAAGAUAGCGGCUUUACAGCUUUAACCUAUGCCUCUAGGACUGGCUGCGAGGCAAUAGUAAAAUUGCUGCUUAAGGCAGGAGCAGAUGUAAAUGCUCAUACAGAUAACGGCUUUAUAGCUUUAAUCGAUGCCUCUAGGGAGGGCCACGAGGCAAUAGUAAAAUUGCUGCUUGAGGCAGGAGCAGAUGUGAAUGCUCAUACAGAUAACGGCUCCACAGCUUUAUACGAUGCCUCUUGGCGGGGCCAUGAGGCAAUAGUGAAAUUGCUGCUUGAGGCAGGAGCAGACGUAAAUGCUCAUGAAGAUGACGGCUCUACAGCUUUAUUGGAUGCCUCUCGGUGGGGCCACGAGGCAGUAGUGAAAUUGCUGCUUGAGGCAAGAGCAGAUGUAAAUGCUUAUAAUAACUUCGGCUCUACAGCUUUAUUUAUUGCCUCUAGGAAUGGCCAUGAGGCAAUAGUGAAAUUGCUGCUUGAGGCGGGGGCGAGCCGAUCAUAA